CGUCGAGUGCCGUGUUGAAAACGUUUGAAAAAUAAAUUCCGUAGAUCGGACGUGUCACUAAGAAAACUCAAAAAACAAAUCCAAUCUAAAAUGCACAAUCCACGACCGCAUAGCGACAACAAGUCGUUUACGUUUCCAUUCCAAUGUAUUGCGUUGAAAAUGGUUGGUGCAUGGCCGUUGGAAAAUUCCGAUUCGCCCAAUUUUAUUGGAAUUUUAUAUUAUGCAUGGUCCUAUACCAUCAUAAUACUAAUUACUUUAACGUGUUUGGCUCAAUCUUCAUUUGUGUUUUAUGCUUGGGGUGAUAUAUUAACGGUUACUGAAUGUGGAUGCACAGUCUUAAUGGGAAUUCAUAAUUUAUUACGUUUAAUUCAUUUAAACCGUAGACGUGGUGCUCUCAAGGAUUUGACAACGGAAUUCGUGAACAACAUUUGGAUAUCACAAGAUAGCAACCAAUUCGUGGCAAGAAAGUGUGAAAAGGACACCGUUCUGCUAAAAGUAAUAUCCGCCAUGUUGUUUGUCCUAAUAUGCAUGUAUGUCAUUCUACCACUGUUCGAACUCAUCCACGUAACCGAUAGUGGCAGCAAACCGUUUCCGUACAAAAUGAUUUUUCCGUACGAUGCCUACAGCACCUUUCCAUAUGUAGUAACGUAUUUUCUCACAUCAUUGGCUGGAUUCGGUGUGGUAACUACUUUAUUUGCCGAAGAUAGUUUGUUCGGAUUUUUUGUCGCUUAUACGUGCGGACAGUUUGCGAUUUUGCAUGAGAAAAUCAACGGUAUUAUUGACCGGGUGGAUAAAAAGUCAACGAACGCCGAUCUCGAGAUGAGUCUGUGCGCCAGAGAAAUGAAGAGAAAGCUUCGAUUGAAACUGAUAAUCGAUCAUCAUAACACAAUUACAAAGUUCUGCGAGCACAUGGAGGAAUUUUUCAGUCCAAUAUUACUUGUAAAUUUUACGAUAAGUUCAUUUUUAAUAUGCUUGGUGGGCUUUCAAAUAGCUGCGGUAAAGAUGACACUAGGAAAUUUAGCUAAGCUGCUAAUUUACAUAGUAUCAGCGUUGUCACAGUUGUUCAUUUUAUGUUGGAAAGGAGACAGAUUGAUUGAAUGCGGCUCGUUAACAUCAUGGAAAUUCUAUUCAUGUGAAUGGGAACUGUUACACGAUUGGCAAUAUCCUCAAUCUCCGAACAACAACAAUAAACACUGGAAUCGUAAAACAACUCUAAACUGCCCAAGCGGCACCAGUUUCAUCCGAGAUAUUGCAUUUUCCAUACUGCGAUCACAGAAGCCACUUUGCAUAACUGCAUUUAAGUUCUCAAUAUUGUCGCUGAAAAGUUUCACAGCAAUACUGAGCACAUCGUUAUCAUACUUUACGCUUUUACAAAGUUUGGUAGAGAAAAACGAAUAACUUAACAUAAUUGUAUCAGAAACUUUUCGAUAAACAUAUCUCAGUCUAGGAACAAACAACGGGAGAUUAUGUUUUGGAGGAAAGUCGGUAAAAUAAAACGAAAUAUAAAAAGAUGUUGAAGUA
This is a messenger RNA of Bradysia coprophila, 1521 nucleotides long. Its product is annotated as Odorant receptor 13a. The record is from RefSeq and is a predicted model, not a curated record. Gene Ontology annotation, cellular component: plasma membrane. Gene Ontology annotation, biological process: detection of chemical stimulus involved in sensory perception of smell; sensory perception of smell. Lineage: Eukaryota; Metazoa; Arthropoda; Insecta; Diptera; Sciaridae. Gene Ontology annotation, molecular function: odorant binding; olfactory receptor activity.